This is a messenger RNA of Poecile atricapillus (Black-capped chickadee), 8116 nucleotides long. It is a transcript of the gene PHKA2, whose product is annotated as phosphorylase kinase regulatory subunit alpha 2. The transcript is spliced from 31 exons. The coding region runs from base 74 to 3691 and encodes 1205 amino acids. Gene Ontology annotation, molecular function: calmodulin binding. NCBI's taxonomy places the organism in Eukaryota, Metazoa, Chordata, Aves, Passeriformes, Paridae. The record is from RefSeq and is a predicted model, not a curated record. Gene Ontology annotation, biological process: glycogen metabolic process. Gene Ontology annotation, cellular component: phosphorylase kinase complex.
GAGCCCGCCGCCAUCUCCGGGUACCGCCGCCCCGAGCGCGGCUGGGCCGGGCAGCCGGGCCGGCCCUGGGGCCAUGAGGAGCCGCAGCAACUCGGGGGUGCGCCUGGACGGCUACGCCCGCCUGGUCCAGCGGACCAUCCUCUGCCACCAGAACCCAGUGACGGGGCUGCUUUCAGCCGGGGCGGACCAUAAGGAUGCCUGGGUACGGGACAACAUCUACAGCAUCCUGGCAGUGUGGGGGCUGGGAAUGGCGUAUCGGAAGAAUGCGGACCGGGAUGAGGAUAAAGCCAAGGCCUACGAGCUCGAGCAGAAUGUUGUGAAGCUGAUGCGGGGACUCUUGCAGUGCAUGAUGAGACAGGUAGAUAAGGUAGAGAAGUUCAAACGCACUCAGAGUACCAAAGACUGCCUCCAUGCCAAGUAUAACUCUGCAACUUGUGCCACGGUGGUUGGGGAUGACCAGUGGGGGCAUCUACAAGUGGAUGCAACUUCCCUGUACUUGCUCUUCUUGGCACAGAUGACUGCAUCAGGGCUACGUAUUAUCUUCACCCUUGAUGAAGUUACCUUUAUCCAGAAUCUUGUUUUUUACAUAGAAGCUGCCUACAAAGUUGCUGAUUAUGGAAUUUGGGAGCGCGGUGAUAAGACAAACCAAGGAAUCCCUGAACUGAAUGCAAGCUCCGUAGGGAUGGCCAAAGCUGCUUUGGAAGCAAUUGAUGAACUAGAUCUUUUUGGAGCUCAUGGAGGACACAAAUCAGUGAUUCAUGUUCUUCCUGAUGAAGUGGAACACUGUCAGUCUAUUCUGUACUCCAUGUUGCCAAGGGCAUCCACAUCGAAGGAGAUAGAUGCUGGCCUUCUGUCUAUUAUUUCUUACCCAGCUUUUGCAGUGGAGGAUGUAAACCUUGUUAAUGUAACCAAGAGUGAGAUCAUAUCCAAAUUGCAGGGCCGCUAUGGCUGCUGUCGCUUUCUCCGAGAUGGCUACAAGACACCCAGAGAGGAUCCAAGCAGGCUGCACUAUGAUCCUGCUGAGCUCAAGCUCUUUGAGAAUAUUGAAUGUGAGUGGCCAGUAUUCUGGACAUAUUUCCUAAUUGAUGGAAUAUUUAAUGAGGACAAAAUCCAGGUACAAGAGUAUAGAGAGGCUCUGGAAGGAAUACUUAUUAGAGAGAAGAAUGGAUUAGUACUAAUGCCUGAGCUGUAUGCAGUCCCUCCAGAAAAGGUGGAUGAGGAGUAUGAAAAUCCUCACUCUGUGGAUCGUGUCCCAGUGGGAAAGCUGCCGCAUCUUUGGGGCCAAUCAUUGUAUGUCCUGAGCUGCCUGUUAGCAGAGGGAUUUCUUGCUGCAGGUGAAAUUGAUCCCUUAAACAGGAGAUUUUCCACUGGUUUUAAACCUGAUGUUGUGGUACAAGUAACUGUUUUAGCAGAAUCUAAUCAAAUUAAGAAUCUCUUGCAAGACCGUGGAAUCGAUGUUCAGAGCAUUGCUGAUAUCCAUCCUCUCAGAGUGCAGCCAGCUCGCAUCCUCAGCAACCUCUACACCAUGCUGGGCCGGAACAAGAACAUGAAAUUAAGUGGCCGACCACAUCGACACAUUGGAGUGUUGGGCACCUCCAAGCUCUACGUGAUAAGAAAUCAAAUAUUUGCUUUUACCCCUCAGUUUACUGACCAGCAUCACUUCUAUCUGGCUCUAGACAAUCAGAUGAUAGUGGAGAUGCUCAAGACAGAGCUGGCUUACCUCACUUCAUGCUGGAGGAUGACAGGGAGACCAACCUUGACAUUUCCCAUCACCCACACAAUGCUUGUUGAUGAUGGUACUGACAUUCAUCCAGCAGUUCUUGCCACAAUAAGAAAAUUAGAAGAUGGUUAUUUUGGAGGUGCAAGGGUGAAGAUAGGCAAGCUAUCAGAAUUUCUUACCACCUCCUUUCAUACAUAUCUGAGCUUCCUGGAUCCAGACUGUGACCUAAAACUGUUUGAUGACCGUAAUGACAGCUGUAAUAGUCCUGACAGUGAAUAUGGAGACUACCCAGCAGAUUUCUGUGAAAAAGAUAGCCAGGAUGUGCUGGAUCAGUAUAUAAAUGAUGUCCUGCAGAGCACAGCACUGAAGUCAUACCUGCCUCCAACUUCAAAGACAACGAGUCAGCCACCUGUGUUCAGUGCAAACCAUUCCACAGAAGAGAUACUGUCAAUAAUGGCCAAGACAAAAGGCUUGGAAGUCCCAGCUAUGUCUGUGUCUCUUCCCACUAAAGUUCUGAACACACACCGAAAGUCUCUGAAUCUUGUUGAUAAUCCUCAUUUCUUUGAGACAAAGGACUGUGAAAAUGUUUUGCGCUUACCUAAAGAUGCUCAUGGUGAUUUGGAUUGCAGGAAGCUUGUUGAUCAGCUGAAGGAAUGUCCAACACUCCAUGAUCAAGCAGAUAUCUUGUAUAUCUUGCAUAUACUCAAGGGUGCUGACUGGGACACAGAGCUGGAUGGACAGUAUGGUGUCACUGUUCACUGCCUCCUCAAUGAGCUCUACAGAAAGGCAGGCCUUCAUCAGGAAUGGGGCUUAAUCCGUUACAUUUCUGGCAUCCUCAAAAAGAGAGUUGAAGUCCUGGCUGAGGCAUGCACAGACCUUCUGUCACACCACAAGCAACUUACAGUGGGCCUGCCACCAGAACCCCGUGAAAAAAUCAUUACCACCCCACUGCCACCUGAGGAGCUCACAGAUCUCAUUUAUGAAGCUAGUGGCCAAGACAUCAGUAUUGCAGUCCUGACACAGGAGAUAAUUAUGUACUUGGCAAUGUACGUCCGGUCACAGCCCAGUCUUUUUGUGGAGAUGCUCAGGCUCCGCAUUGGUCUGAUAAUCCAGGUGAUGGCCACUGAGCUGGCACGAAGUCUGAAAUGCUCAGGUGAAGAAGCUUCAGAGAGCUUGAUGAAUCUAAGCCCCUUUGAUAUGAAAAGUCUUUUACAUCAUAUUCUCAGUGGGAAAGAGUUUGGAGUGGAAAGGAGCUUGCGACCUGUAGAUUCUUCAUCAUCCAGCCCUGCAAUAUCUAUUCAUGAGAUGGGACAUUCUGGAGCAACCAAAACAGAAAGAAGUGGUAUUACUAAAUUGAAGAGUGAGAUGAAGCAGAGGGGCAGUACUCCAUCAUCUCCCACCAGUACUUCUCCAACUGGCUCCAGUGGAGACAUGAGCUGGGGUGACAGAAAAGGGCAGUGGCUGCGCAGAAGGAGGCUUGAUGGUGCUAUUAACAGAGUUCCUGUUGGCUUUUAUGAGAAAGUGUGGAAAAUCCUUCAGAAGUGCCAUGGUCUGUCCAUUGAUGGGUAUGUCCUUCCUUCUUCAACCACCAGAGAGAUGACCCCGUGCGAAAUCAAGUUUGCAGUGCACGUGGAGUCGGUGCUGAACCACAUCCCGCAGCCCGAGUACAGGCAGCUCCUGGUGGAAGCUAUUCUCGUCCUGACGUUCCUCUCCGACACCGAGGUGAACAGCAUCGGGGGCAUCAUCCACGUGGACAGAAUCGUGCACAUGGCCAAUGACCUGUUUCUGCAGGAACUGAAAUCAUUUGGAGCUACUGGUAGUAUCUUGGAGAAAGACCCAGCUACAGGAAUUUGCCACUUUUUUUAUGACAGUGCUCCCAGCGGAGCCUAUGGCACCAUGACUUACCUAACAAAAGCCAUAAUUAUUUAUUUACACGAUUUCCUGCCCAGCACAGGCUGUGCAAUGCAGUAAGUGACACCUCACACAGAAGGGAAGGCUCAGAGGCUCUUCCUCGCUAGCUCUCUGUCACAAACCCCUUGGCUGGUUGCUGCCUGUGUGUGUGCCACGCACUCCCUCAGCAUUUGCCACUGUUGGGGAUGCUCUGUGCACACCUACUGGGGACAGGGAGCUGGAAUUUGGCCUGGUUUUAGGAGAGUGUGCAAGAAAUAACAAAUAAUGAGGCAUAUUCUGCCCAAAGUGCAUAAAUGUAAUUCGUAUUAAAUUAGCAAGAAUUAUACAACUCUGCCAAGGGGAAAACAGAUUACUCUGUGGAGAUCAAAAGGCAUAAUAAAACGAGGGAGCUGCAUCUUGGGCAUAGAGUUUCACAAAUAAGGGAAGUGAUGGAAUUCAUUAAUUUUUAUCCUGCUGUGUGUAAAUGUACAUCAUUGUGAAUCACUAAUGCACAGUGUGAAACAUCCAGGGAAAUGUAAAUUAGAGGAUUAAGAAUAACUUGAAAUAAUGUGAUAUUUCUAAUACACUUUUAUCCUGAUUCCCCUCAUUUGCACCUAGUCAGUGCAGGGCUAAUGCCAGUAGGGACAAACAUCCUACAAUAUCCACUGAUUUGGGAGGAUAGCCUCUGUCAGGAAGCCACAUUUGUCUGUAAUCUGAAUAGUUUCCUUCCCUGUGUCCCCAAGACUUUGGAGACAAAAUCUCAGGACUCCAGCUUCUCCAGUGUGACAGACAGUUUUAUGCCUGUAAUCCUUUCCUCUGAAUGGAGCAAGAUAAACCUCUUCCACUUGAGCACCCUUUCCAAGUCUCCUGAUCAUUUCCCUUGCAAACAGCCUCAGAGUUAAGAAUAGCAUAAUUGUGGCUUUUCCAGUGUAGCGUGAGUUUAUGGAAGGCUUUGAUGUUUCUCUUUUGGGUUUUUUUUUUUUCUUUCUUGUUUUUUCUUUCUUUUCUUUUAUUUUUUCUUUUUUUUCCCCUUUACCAUUUUUUCUUUUUCUUCUUUUUAGUUUGAAGUAACACUGGUCUCAUGUAAUUAGGGGUUGGGCUGACUGGAAGUCUUCCUGCAGACAGUUCCCAGGCUAAUGCUGUCAAUUGGAAGCUCUCGAGGUGCUGCAGGGAGUAGGUGCAUCCUGCAUGGAAACGACUCCAGGGCCAUUGAAACUAAAAACAGAGGUAGGCAGCCUCUGGAGAGAAAAACUGCCUUACCCCAGGCACUGUCUGUGGUUUUCCUUGUGCCUGUGCUGCUGGCUUUGCCACCAGCCAUGUGUCAGCAUCUGGCUAACAGCUUAGGAAAGUGGCAGUAGCUUCAGCAUCCCAUGACCACAGUCAGGGUCCCUCAGUAGCACUGCUGCCAUGUGAGGAUCAGAGCAAUUCUGUCUUGCCAGAUAGAGGGGAAAAGAGCAGAUAGGCCUGUAAAAAUAAUUACUUCCUGAGAUAUAUAAGCCUGAUAAGCUGUUUCUGUGAGCCUCUCAUCCACUCUUUAAAAACAAAACUGUGCCAUUUGUAUAAGAUUUGAAUUUUUUUUUUUUUUUUUUUUUGGUGUGUAACAAUAGUGUGUGGUGCUUUUCAGAGUGAAGUUUUUGUUUCCAGUAGAAGUAAUCUCCUAUCUCACUUGCCAGCCCUCUUGGUCUCAGGAGGUCUGAGCUCCAAAGGCUUGACACCCUGCCUGCUGUCCCUCUACAGUCACUGCUGCUGUAGCAGGAUCUGGGAGCUGACUCAGUAUGAGUGUAGGUGUGUGAGGCCUUAAUAUGAGGUGAUUUAAUGUUUUUUCACAGACCAGAGUUUGGUAGUCCAGAGGACCAGGAGCCCUGUGUUAACCACCAUGGGAACCGUGGGCCUGUGCAGGGGCCAGUAUAAAGUGACAGUUCAGGUACAAUUAGCACUUGGGUGUGGAAGUUAUUUUAUUGGCAUGGUGCCUGUUUUGUAAGGGUUUGCCUUUGUUAUUGUUUGGUUUGGGUUUUUUAACUUUUUGUAUGUAUUGUGAGAGCUCACUUGGCUUGUUUCCCAGUAAAAGGAAGUAAAAUCCUUUGUCUAGUUUAAGCAGAUGUGACAGUGCAGAGCAUAAGCACAAGUGCAAGAUAAUGGUUUUUUAUUCUUUAUACAAAAAACAAUAGCAGUUAUUUUUGCUUUUCUUCUUGAAUCCUAGAUUGAGAGAGAUGCCAAGAUGACUUUUUGCUUAGACUUCUAAUUUUUUUUUUUUUACCUACUGUGUGAAUUUGUUUUCAAAAACAAGAAGACUGAUGUUAGUUUUCCAUGCAGCUGCAUUGAAGUUUAAAGCAAUGAAAUGUAUGUCCUAACAUACCUGGACAACUCUUAACACUUCUUUGUUUUUAAAUGGGAGUGUCAUUGGUGUCUUUAAUAUCAAAUUCACAGUAUGAUCUAGGUUAUGGUAUAUUCAGGAUGAUCAGAAUGAAUUACCACAUGGAAUGCAGGCAGUUGGAAAGUAUUUAUGUGGUAAUCUGAAGAGUUUUGGUAUGUGAUGGUGAAGGAUGGUACUCAAACACAAGGCCAGUGAAAGGCAAACACGUUACUUGCAGGGUCAGGCACAGCUGCACCUUGCUGCUGUGUCACAGCUCAGAGUGAAGAACCAUUGCAAUUGGAGUGCAAACCCAAUUAUGCAAAUAAGGUUUUACACAGACCCCUUGCUUUGGUGAGGCUCCCCAGUGUGUGUGAGGCUGCUGCAAAGCAGAGCUGGCACUGGCAGUGGCCAGGGUGUACUCCCAGAUAUAAUACAGGACGACUUUGCAGCUUGUGCAGGGCUGAGCUAAUUGGCAAAGGCUCUCCUUGGCUGUGCAGCCUCCCUGGGGAGCCAGCAGAGGAUGACACUGCCAGAUCCCAGUCCCUGGAAACUCAUUUAUGGAAAGAAGGCAAAGGUGAACAGACCUGUCCUGUGCCACAGAAACAGAAAAGGGCAUUAGUGAAUUAAAAUAGACUGACCCAAGAGCUGCUCAUGCCAGCCUGAUGGGCCCUGCUACCCCAAGCAGUUUGCAGCUGUGGGGUCAGGAGCACCUCUGCAGUGCUGGGGGCAGCCAGGUGUGCCUGGAGACAGGCUGGGGCUGGGGGGAGGAACUGGCAGAAUAAGGAUCUGUGUCCAGCUCAGAGCUCAUACCACAUGCUGGCCCCAACCCUGCUCCCCCAGGCCAUCGUCCCCCUGCUCAUGCUGUUGCCUUCUCCCUGCUGCCGAUAGGGAUGUGGACUUGUCAAACUAGACAGAUCAAAAACACCAUUGAUCUCCCUCAGCUGCUGGUCCCACAGGUAACUGAAAACUGAAUGGGUGGAGUACAAAGUUUGUCUGGCUUCUCUCCUGCUAAUUGUAGUCUCCUUUCUUAGGGAGUGUUGCUUGUUCCUGCAAGGGGCAGGUGAGCCACACAGUCCUUAGCUGCCCUGCAAAGGGGCAGUCACUUUCUGUGGGGUAGUGGAACCCCUGGCCUGUCCCAUGUGGGUAUGGAACACUGCAGGAAUGUGUCACCCUCUGGCAGUAGCCAGGGCCUUCAGUGAAGCGGGAGCUCGAGGCAGUCCAGAUCCAAUCUUGGGCAUGUUUUGGAGUGGUUGGCAAGUAGGAGCAGAGUUGCCCAGAAAACAGGAGAGAGAUGCUACCAGUGGUGGCAUCUGUAGCUGUAGGGUGAGAGCUUGGCACUCAUCUGCAGGCUGAUUCAGGCGCUGCUUAAAGGAUCAGUCACAUCUGGUGAUGUGACUUAGCACAUUAAGUAGAUGCUGCAUAGAAUCAUGACUGAAAAAAAGGGAUUGAGGAUGGUGGUUACAGAAGAAGAGCUUCAGCUCAGUUUGGAUAUAAGUACAAGCAGCAGGGCUUUUUCCCACUCCCAGUUUCAGUCAAGUGGCAUUUAUUCCCAACAUUAGAAGUUUCACAGUUACUCCCCCUGCCACCCCCUUCUGUCAGGGGUCACGGGGCUCUUUGUGCUACCAGCAGCUGACAGGACAGUGCUUUCUUUUUUUGGCUCAAUGAUUCAGCUCCUCUCAUACCUCAGUCCUGCAUCCCCAAAAGGCUCUCACUGCCUGCCCAGUGAAGCUGUGCUGAGACUGUACCUUGGCAUCCCCUCUCAGGAAUUGAUCCCUUGAGGCCAGUCCUCUUCAUGCCAGGAUCAGGAAUGUGGGGGGGACAUCACACUGGAGGCUGCCAGCCAUCCUUCAGAGCUCCUGUGUCUCACUGUACAGCCUGGCUUUGUCCUGUUUACUGGGGCAGGUGGCAAAGGGGGACUGCAGAGCUGCAGUGUCGAUUUCUACCUUGUCACUUCACACCCACCGCAUGGAAGCCAGCAGUGGGAAGCAAGAUCCCACCACACUCAGUGGUGUUUGGCCAUUUUAAGUGGAGCCUUUUUGUCACCCCACUGCAAUAAGGUGGGAUUGAUCAUCACAGUGCAUAGAUCAGAAUAACUGCAUGCUAAAAAUAUACAUUAUGUAUUACCAAUGCCAUUAAAGUUUCACUGUAAAUUU